Molecule: messenger RNA, 2097 nt
Organism: Torulaspora delbrueckii
Lineage: Eukaryota; Fungi; Ascomycota; Saccharomycetes; Saccharomycetales; Saccharomycetaceae
Gene: RSM22
Product: tRNA methyltransferase RSM22
Exons: 1
Coding region: 1-2097 (698 amino acids)
Biological process (GO): translation
Cellular component (GO): mitochondrial small ribosomal subunit
Molecular function (GO): methyltransferase activity; structural constituent of ribosome
Source: RefSeq, a predicted model, not a curated record
AUGUUAAGAGCAGCGGGUAUCAGAUGCGCUAGAGGUAUUAGAUUGCAUUCCAGCAUACCGAGACGUGAAUUCUUAGAUGUCGAUAUCGAUAUUGAAUGUAGAUCGACUUCACAACAAUCGUUUGGCGAAGUUGUCGGGGAAAAUGCGAACGAUCGUGUCAUAGAUAGAGAUCAGUUGCUAUCGCAUCCAGUGUCCUCACCAUAUAGACAUGAGUCUGGCUCCCUCAUACAUGGAAAAAAUGCUCAUGAGGCAAGACUUUUACCCGAGACCCUGCAGGCCAGAACAUACAGAGAUCAGCUAGAAUUGAAUCCAAUUGUGUCACAGGCCAUUAAGAACAAUAUUUUGUCGUUGCACUUGCCAAACAACAUUAGGAGAUCUGCUGCCAACUAUUUUGUGGAAAUGUAUCGAGAGAAACUUCAUAGCCCAGCCAGAACCGAGAUGGAGGUGGACUCACACAUUGCAGCUAUAUUUGUUCAAAAUUAUGGCUCUAUCUUUCAAAGUUUGGCAGAGCUGAAAAAACGAGUAGGACCCUCGUUCGAGCCCAAAAGAAUCUUGGAUGUGGGUUAUGGACCUGCUACAGGUAUCGUGGCACUAAAUGAGUUGAUGGACAAGAACUUCAACCCUGAGCUGAGGGAAGCUGUUAUUCUUAGUGGCGUUGAAAUGCAAAAAAGAGCCAAGAUUAUUUUGAGUCGAUACCUGAGUGAAAUACCUAAUAAAGAUUCUGCCCUAGAGGAGGCAACUGAAGAAUUACAGGAUGAUAUUACUGAGGACAAAGAGUUGGUAGGAGAAGUUAUGACAAAAAAGAUCAAUAUUAACACUAAGUUGAGAAACUCGGUACCCGGUUCGAGUAAUUAUGACCUUAUCAUCCUAACACAUCAGUUGUUGAAGAAUGAGGAACGCUUCCCGAUGCAAAUCGAUGACAAUGUAGAGCACUAUCUGAAAUUACUGGCGCCCGGUGGCUACAUCGUUAUUGUAGAGCGUGGUAACCCCCUUGGAUUCGAGAUUAUCAGUAGAGCAAGGCAAAUCAUGAUAAGACCUGAAAAUUAUCCAGAAGAACAUGGUAAAAUUCCAAGACCUUAUAUGAGGGGCUCUUCGAUCAAACGGCGCCCCACAACUGAAGGCAAUGAUGGUGAGCUCGAGGAAGACGCCCAAAAGCUGAUGCAAGAGAUAAGUUCUCGGCAUGGAGAAGUUCAGGCAGAGGAUAUGGAAUUCGAACCAGAAUUGUUACAAGAGAUGAGUGAAGAAAAUGUAGAAGAGCAUCCAAAUUACCAUUUAAAAAUUAUAGCACCAUGUCCUCAUCAUAGAAAGUGUCCUCUGCAGAUCGGCAACCCCAAAUACUACGAAUACGAUGAAGGUAAGAAGCUAAAAUUCUGCAAUUUCCAAAAAUCAAUAAUGAGACCUAAAUUUAACAUAGAAUUGAAGAAAGGUAAAAUUCUAGCGACUCGUUGGCAAGAACCUACAGAUGGUGUCGGAAUAGAAGGUCUUGCUAAACCCGGCACUGGUAGACCCAACGGCCGCAAUUACGAAAUCUUAAAUUAUUCGUAUCUGAUCGCCCAGAGAUCUCAAACAGAUUCAGAGACCGUUUCUCAAAUUGACAAACAGAGAGAAGAAAGUAGAGCAUAUUAUGAUAUUGGGUCUUUAGGUGAUGGCACACAGGAGACUUGGCCAAGGAUAAUCAAUCAGCCGAUAAAGAGGAAAGGCCACGUAACGAUGGAUCUAUGUGGUUCAUCGGGACAACUAGAGAAAUGGGUUAUACCGAAAUCUUUCGAUAAAGAAAUUUAUCAUGAUGCUCGAAAGGCAGUUAAAGGUGACUUGUGGGGAUUAGACGCCAAGACAAAGAUCAAAGGCGCUGCAAACUUGAACGUAGACAAAUUUGAAAAAUUAGAGAAGGAACGGAUCAAGAAAUCGAAAACGAUUAUGAAGAAGCAAGAUAGAGAGAUUGCAGAGAAAUACAACGACAUCAAGCACGAUGCCAAGGGCCUCUUAGAAGAAGAAGUGGAUGGCCUAGCAGAAGUUUACGGCUACGAUUACACCAGAGGUUCUCAAAGAAAGCAAAAGCUCUACAACAAGCGAAAAAUUGGUGGCAGUGAUCAUUAA